AUGCAGCUCGGAAGAGAACAGCGGUACACGCUAUAUAAGGAUUACCAGCUACCGGACAACAUCCUCAGCAGCCACUCUAACGCCACUCGCCUUCUCUACUCUUCGCUCUUCUACCCACGUUCUACAACUCUUCUCUUCAACGCCAUGAAGUUCAUCGCCGUUACUCUCGCCUGCGUCGCCGCCGUCUUGGCCACCGACGUCCGCUACGACACCGCCUACGAUAACGCCGACCAGUCUCUCGGGACAGUCGUCUGCUCAGACGGCUCCAACGGCCUACUCACCAAGGGUUUCUCCACCUUUGGCUCUCUACCCACCUUUCCCUACAUUGGCGCCGCGCAGGCCAUUGAGGGCUACAACUCCGCGAACUGUGGCAGCUGCUGGAAGCUCACAUACGGCGGCGAGACCAUCACGGUCACUGUCAUUGACCACGCCGGAGACGGCUUCAACAUUGCCGAGGAGUCGCUGAACGUGCUCACGAACGGCCAGGCCGAGCAUGACGGCGUUAUCAGCGCCACGGCGGUGGAAGUGGACAUGAGCGAGUGCGGUAUCCCGGCGUAG
Messenger RNA from Peniophora sp. CBMAI 1063, 558 nucleotides. Lineage: Eukaryota; Fungi; Basidiomycota; Agaricomycetes; Russulales; Peniophoraceae. The record is from the annotation of a GenBank genome assembly.